AUAAAACCCACCACUCUUCUAGGUUUCUAUUUUAAUUUUCAAUAUAAUUAAGGACAUACAGUGUUUCAGCUAAUUAGUUCCUUCAGGACAGAAUUAUGAUGAUCAAUUGCUGUUUGUUUUCCACAGAUUCUUCUUCAUAGUCCUUCUUUUGGUACUGGGCUAUAGUCAGAAGAAAUCUGCACCAUCAACCAAAAAUAGUCUUGGAGGUACACUGGAAGCAGAGGCCUGAGAGUUUUGCUUUUCAUGUACAAUAAUACUCAGCAUGUUGUUACUCUAUCACAUGCUGGUCGGAGCCUUUCUUCCGUUCUUCAUCCUUUCAGAAAAUUGGAUUUCAGCUGAGAACAUCAACUUUUACAAUGUGAGACCUCCACUAGACCCCACUCCAUUUCCAAACAGUUUUAAGUGCUUUACUUGUGAUAAUGCAGCGGACAAUUACAACUGUAACAGAUGGGCUGAAGAUAGAUGGUGUCCUGAAAGUACUCAGUACUGUUUGACAGUUCAUCUCUUCACAGACCACGGGAAAAGUACAUCAGUCACCAAAAAAUGUGCUACUGGAGAAGAAUGCCAUUUUGUAGGCUGCCACCGUCACAGAGAAAGUGGCCACACAGAAUGUGUUUCUUGCUGUGAAGGCAUGAUUUGCAAUGUAGAAAUACCAACCAAUCACACAAAUGCAGUAUUUGCUGUAUUGCAUGCCCGGAGAACAUCGGAUGGCAGCAGGCGGACAGUCGAUGUUGCAGUGCUUGUAUCAGUCAUGAUGAUCUUGUUGUCGUGAUGCAGCACCCUCCUGUCAUGUCUGCUUGAGAGGGUCUGCCUUCCUGCAGGCUGUAAGAAGCUGUAAGAAGAUUUUUUCAGUAUGUGCAAGGAGAAAUCACUAAUACUUCUUAAUUACAGAAAAUGUAAAGGGACGGUGGAAGGACAAGUGUACAUCAUGAAGUCCUCGGAUAUUUUAGUGAAGAUAUUUCAUAUGGACUCCAGUAUUUUUUCAAAAACAGUACAACAACCCACUGGUUGACUAGGCAGUGGGGUGAACUCAAAUUAUUAUAACUCACUAUUUUAUGACGAAAAAAAAGCACAUGUGCUUGGCAUGAUUUUUGAACAGAGACAAGUGUCUGUAGACAAUCACUUUCCCAGGUGAGAUAAAAAGGAACUUUCAAUGGACAAUGUGCCAGCAGAUAUCUCAAUGGAAACUGUUUUUAAACUGUUUUUCAUUGUGCAUAAAUAGCAUGAAAUUUCUUGUCUUGAUCAACAGGCGUAUUUAAGCUUAUCUUUAGUUACAGUUUUCAUAAAUAACACGUAUGGUUUUCAUAGAGAACACAUAUGAGAGAAGUUUUUUUCUGUUUUGAUCAGAGCUAUCAUUUCUACUGGAAAUAGUACUUUAUAUCUUUCUUUUCUGUAAAAUGUUGUCUCACACUCAGAUUUUAAAACAGUGUGAAAUUAUGUAUAAUUUCUGUCCAAAACCUAUGAACUGUUUGAGCACCUAAAUCAGAAUUCCUUCCCCCACCUCCCACCCCACCUCAAGGGAUUAUUUUCUUGCAAUAGUCUCACGUCAGCUGAAUCACUGUGAUAUUGUUGCAAGUGGUGGUAAUACCGUGAUUUUGAAAUUACAGCUACAGUCAAGCAGCUAAGUUAUCAUAAAAAUUGUAAGUGGGCACUUGGUAUAAAUAAGGAGAAAAGUCUACUGUGUUCUCUCUUGAUUUGCAGAAGCUUCUCCAAGAAAUAUUGUUGCCCUCGAUGGAUCUUCAGCUUGUAAGUCAGCACUAUUGGAUGUCCCAGACCUCUGGACAUCAUUGUUAUGUAGCUUUGCCACCCCUAUUUGAAAAGUUUGGGCAAAGAUUCUAUUUUUCAUUACAGUAUUGGGGGGGGGGGGUUAAUCUGCUUUAUUUGCAUAGUUUGUUUAUUUGAUUCUUUAUCAUUUAGAUGACUGUUCGUCAAUUAGAUGAACAGCAGCAAAUUUGACAACUAAUACAGUUUAGAUUACAGUUAAUGUACUAAAAACUUUGUUGUUUUCCUUUGUGAACCUUGUGACGCAGACCAACAUAAAUAAGUUUUGUGUGAACUUUCACUCCUUCUAGCACAGAACACUGCUUUCCAGGGCUCUGAUAGAUCAAGCCUCAAUACAGUUUUAAUAGGUCAGACUUACAGAGACUGCACAGGUUACUUCUUUAAUGCAUGUGUUCUUUGCAUUGCAGAUGCCCUGAUUGUAGAGACCAGCAGGUAGUGAUGUUAUAUGACUUCUCAGUAUAGUUUUAUGUGAUGCAAAAUCCUAACAAACUUCAGCUGCUCCUGUUCGUAGAAUCACUGCAUCACAGAAUGGUUUGGGCUGGAAGGGACCUUAAAGACCAUCUCGUUCCCACCCCUGCCCUGGGCAGGGACCCCCCCCAGCCCAGGCUGCUCCCAGCCCCAUCCAGCCUGGCCUGGAGCACUGCCAGGGAUGGGGCACCCACAGCUGCUCUGGGCAGCCUGGCCCACCGCCUUGCCGCCCUCACGGGGAGAGGUUCUUCCUGAUCUCUGACCUGCAUCUACCCUCUCUGCGCUCAAAGCCACCCCUGUGCCCUGUCACACGUGCCCCUGUAAGAAGCCCCCCCCCAGCUUUCCUGCCGGCCCCUUCAGGCGCUGGGAGCUGCUCUAAGGCCCCCCCGGAGCCUGCUCUUCUCCAGGCUGAACAGCCCCAGCUCUCCCAGCCCGGCUUCCCAGGAGAGGGGCUCCAGCCCCUGCCCAUCUCCGUGGCCCCCUCUGGGCUUGCUCCCGCAAGUCUGUGUCCUUAUGCCAGGGCCCCAGAGCUGGAUGCAGCGCUGCAGAGGGGGUCUUACGAGAGCAAAGCAGAGGGGCAGAGCCCCCUCCCUUGCUCUGCUGGCCGUGCUGCUGGGGAUGCAGCCCAGGGAGCGGUUGGCUUUCUAGGCUGUGAGUGCACAUUGCUGGGUCAUGUUGAGUUUCUCAUCCACCAACACCCCAAAGUCCUCCUCUCUUCAGGGCUGCUCUCAAUCCAUUCUCCGUCCAGCCUCUAUUUGUGUUAUACAUGUGUCCUGCAUGCAGGACCUCGCACUUGGCCUUGUUGACCUUCACGAGGUUCUCACAGGCCCACCUCUCAAGCCUGUCAAGGUCCCUCUGGAUGAAGGCCAAUGUUGUCAAGGUCCCCCUGUUUGCCCUAUUGCGUUUCUUCCAACUUCCCACCAUUUUCGUAAACUUUCUCUGACAGCCUAAGAUAUUACAGCACAGCUAAGGAUUUGACCUAGCAAGGUUGAAGAAUUGCAUUUCACUUUUUUUCUUUUUCUAAAUGAUUUUAUUCAUUUAUGAAUAUACCUAUUUGAUUGUGAAUAAGAUAGUUCUGAUAUUUUUCUAGUGGUUUCUUCUCAUCUUAACUGAGAUGGUUAAAAUUAUGAUUAACUGUUGAAAUAUUUUUCUGGAAGCAUGGAUCAUUAAGACCUAAAAGGAGAUUCAAAACUGUUCUCUGAAAAAUUCAAGUAACUAUAAAUUGGGAUUUUUAAGCAUAAAUAUUGGCUUAAAUAUUUGAUGGUUUACAUCUCUAGAUAUAUGUUGGCUAGCAAUUGAAAAACAGAUUUUAAAAUGUUUUUCGUCCUGUUUACAUUGUAAAAUUGCCUACACAAUAUUUUUAGAAUAUAUAAAUGUCUAAAAGUCAGGCUGUGAUUUGCUGACAGACAAUUGCAUGGUUACAAAACUUGGAUGGAAACACUUUUUCCUUUCCAAUUACAAAUAGUCCUUGCUGUCUCAGUCAAGGUUUUCCAGGCUCUGGGUUCUGAUGACCAUUGUUGUGCCAUCCAACAGGCCAAGGUGCUGAGCAUGUUUUGAGGAAAUGUUUACUCUGAUCAGUGGUCACCCCUAGGUAACAAACCUAUAGUAUUAACCUUGGUGGCAGACAUAGUGACAAGCACAUUCCAUGUUUUUAUCAUUAAGUAUCAUCUUUUUGCUACGUGAUCUACAGGGCACUUGAACUUCUUUCUCAUGGGAAAAUCAUUCCAGGUUUGCUCUCUGCUCCAGGUUUGCUCUCUGCACAACGGGGUGUUCCUUAGUAAAAUGAAAGCAAGUUUUGUUCCAUGUUUCAGGUCAUGGUAUUUUUCCUGGGUUUGCCUCUAAGCACGAGGUGCUCCCGUAAUUCAUUCCUGGGGAUAAUUAUUGCAAUCUUAACAAGGCCUUAAAGUGCCCUAUAGUCUUAUAUGAGUUUACUGUAAAUAAUUUACAAUAAUCUAAAGUGCUGACAUUUGUUUACACUGCAAAUGCCAUUCCAGAGCAUUUGGGAAUGCCAGGGAGACCCUGGAGAGCUUCCCAGAGGGGUGGGCUCAGGGGCAGAGGGAAAGGGCUGCAGGUUCUCCGCAACUGCUGAAAGACCUUUUGGGAGGGGACGUCUCUGUGUGGGUUUGAUUUUCUUGGUUGAACUGAAGCUUUGAUUUUUUUCUUGUUUGCCACACUGAAAAGUUAAGAAAUCUGCUUAUAAUUUAAAUACUUAAUGCAUUUGGUAAAAAAUUGUUUGGAAUAAAAAAAAAAUUUCCACGGAAGUGCCAAAAUAGUAUGCUUGAUUUUAAUUGUCAUCUGUUUAAAAUGAACAAUAAAGACAGCAACCUGGGUAUAUGAAAGGAUUUGGUGUUGCCAAAGGUUUAUUUUUUAGCAUAAUAGAAUUCCAGUAGCGGAGGAUAUUAAAGAUGAGUUCUAGUCAUCUUGAUACAUCAGUAACUUUGUUACUGCAAGGUUUAGGACUAUUGUUUCUAGAAAAACAAAUAUGCAAAAGCUGUUAAUGCAAUGUUAAUGCUGCACAAAUAGGCACUUGGCUGAAGAAAUACAGAAUUUAAGAGUGAAUAUCAAUUUCACCCUUUGCUGCAUUUUACAUAUAUAAAAACCUGUGUGCUUCUGAUUAUUUUAGGCCGAUGUUCAAUGCUAACUUUGUAGGAAAAGCAGUAUGUGCUGAUUAUUAGAGAAACUAGCGCUAAAAUACACCAGAGUGCAUAUUUUUGGCCUGACUAAUGAUUGACUGUGUAGGCAAUCUUAAUUUAUGGUAGAAAUUUUAUAUUUUAAUAAAUAGAUUCAAGUAUCAGCUAUGUUUUCAGGUAUCAGUCUGAAGCACUCACUAAGGAAGUUAAAAGAGUAUUAUGUGAUUUGAGAAAAAUAAUUUUCAGGCGCUCCGCAAUAUAUAUAACUUGUGCAUCUCUGUUUUGGUUCACAGAUGUAACUUACGUAUAUAUGACUUUUUAAUGCCUAAAUUAGCCAUGCAACUUUGAAAAUGGUGUUUCUGUAAACAUUCAUAAUGUACAGAAUGCACGUUCAUAACUUUAUGUGCAGAAAAGUGUUUGCUAAUGCUUCUGUGUACAUCCAGCUUCCAACAAUAACAGGUUAAAUACUGUAUUCACACUCAGUAGUGGGGCAGAUGUGCCUCUCCGAGUCAGCAGGCACUGGGUAAAAUCAGUGGGUGCCAAACUCAUGUGCUUUCAUGGGCAAAAGGAUCCCCUUGUGUUGCCCUUAGAACCUGAAAAGAAAUCAGGAGUAAGAGCAAGUGCAUCAGUUUGUGUAGCUGAGGAAAGAAAAGUGUCAUUUUAUGAUGUAUGUGUAUAAUGAUGAUUUAUUAUUUUUAUUUUACAUUGCACCAGACAGUCUAUAGAAGAUUAAUUUUUAAAAGCUUAAAUAUAGGGAAACUUGUUUGCUAUUCAGUGUUGGUUUGUAUAAUGCUUUCUUACUGCUGUGUUACCAUUUUAAAUCUUCUCUAGAAAUAACACUUUUAAUUAAAAAUAUU
Molecule: messenger RNA, 5737 nt
Organism: Falco peregrinus (peregrine falcon)
Lineage: Eukaryota; Metazoa; Chordata; Aves; Falconiformes; Falconidae
Gene: LYPD6B
Product: LY6/PLAUR domain containing 6B
Exons: 5
Coding region: 263-772 (169 amino acids)
Molecular function (GO): acetylcholine receptor regulator activity
Source: RefSeq, a predicted model, not a curated record